Aedes aegypti (yellow fever mosquito) is the source of this 1340-nucleotide messenger RNA. Its product is annotated as cathepsin L1. Gene Ontology annotation, cellular component: lysosome. Gene Ontology annotation, molecular function: cysteine-type endopeptidase activity. The coding region runs from base 127 to 1110 and encodes 327 amino acids. The transcript has 5 exons. NCBI's taxonomy places the organism in Eukaryota, Metazoa, Arthropoda, Insecta, Diptera, Culicidae. Gene Ontology annotation, biological process: immune response. The record is from RefSeq and is a predicted model, not a curated record.
UCAUAGCUAGAAUCAUUCUGUGGCUGACAACGAGUCAGCACUGAUAGGGAUAUCAUCUUUUCUUCAAAUUAGUAUUAAUUUUACCAUAUUUGGUUGUAGUUUGCCUUCCACUGACAAAAAUUCAACAUGAAGUGUUUUCUGAUCCUAUUGGCUAUUGCCGUUGCGGUUUUUGCUGCUCCAAGCGAGGGAGAGCAAGAUGAAUGGACGUCAUUCAAGAGCCGUCACGGAAAAAAGUACAAUAGAACCGAGGAACAUCGUCGCCGGGGCAAUUAUGCCUUCAACAAGGCCAGAAUCGAUAGCCACAACAAGCGCCACGAGCAUGGCGGCGCAUCUUUCCGCAUGGGCGUCAACAAGUACUCCGACAUGGACGCUGAUGAGUUUGCCCAAACGAUGAAUGGCUUCAAGUACAGCGGUGUGCCAUCGCAGGCCCCAAGACAAGCGCGUCAAGCUACUACAACGGUUACCAGCAUCGAUUGGAGAACUAAAGGCGCUGUGACUCCUGUUAAGGAUCAAGGACGUUGCGGAUCAUGCUAUGCGUUCUCGGCUCUCGGAGCUCUGGAGGGGGCAACCUUCACCAAAACUGGCAAGUUGGUCAACCUAUCAGAACAGAAUAUCGUCGACUGUACCAGCACCUACGGAAACUACGGAUGCAAUGGCGGCAGCAUGACCAGCGUUUUCAAAUACAUCAAGACCAACAACGGAGUCGAUACGGGAGCGUUCUAUCCGUAUAAGGCCGCUGUCGCUGCUACCUGUGGAUUCAAUCCUGCAUACGUUGGAGCUACCGAUACCGGAUACGUUCUCCUUCCAGCAAAUGAAACCGCUCUGCAAACUGCUGUUGCCAACAUUGGCCCGGUUUCGGUUGCUAUUGAUGCCUCCAAUCCUUCCUUCCAACAGUAUAAGUCGGGCAUUUACUACGAACCGCUAUGCUCCAGCUCGAAGCUUAACCAUGGUGUACUGGUUGUUGGUUACGGUACGGAAAAUGGCACUGACUACUGGCAGGUGAAGAACUCCUGGGGUACCACCUGGGGUGAGAAGGGUUACAUCAAAAUGGCCCGCAACAAGAACAAUCAUUGCGGUAUUGCUUCUUUUGCCAGCUACCCAACGGUUUGAGGAAGCGGUUGACAAAUAUUCGAGAAAAGGAUGUAAAAUAUGAAACUUAGACCCAAUAGUAAAAUUUUAUUGAAUUCUGCAAUGAACAAGGUGAAUGGAAUGCACUUCAUAGCAAUUUAGCAUAGAAACUAUGCUUUAUGUGAGUAUGAUGAGGUUUGCCACAAAAUUUGCAUGUUUUCAACGCAGUGUACAGUUUUUGAGUUAAAUAAACCAAUUUUUGUGAAAUAAUA